Daucus carota subsp. sativus is the source of this 1477-nucleotide messenger RNA. RefSeq lists its product as uncharacterized. The transcript has 4 exons. The coding region runs from base 286 to 1155 and encodes 289 amino acids. NCBI's taxonomy places the organism in Eukaryota, Viridiplantae, Streptophyta, Magnoliopsida, Apiales, Apiaceae. The record is from RefSeq and is a predicted model, not a curated record.
AUUAUCAUCACUUCCAAAAAUAAAAAACCCGAUCAGCCAAAAAAACAUAUCAUCACUUCACACGGCGACUCCUAAACGACUCUCUCAUUCUCUCAACAACUACUACUAAACCCAUGCCGAUUCAAUUAACCCAAACGCGAUCACUUUAGCACAAGGUGCAUUGUCAAGUUUGUACAUCAUAUAUUUGUAACCAUAUACUGGAUCAAUAUUACCUUCGAAGCAAGAGUGUGUCUUGGAUGGGUUUAGUAUUUCAGUAGAAACUUCAUCCACUCAGGCACUUCCAAUAUGGAAAUAGAUCAACAGAAUUCUGAUUGGGAAAGUGUGAGUUGUCCUAUAUGCUUAGAAUGUCCUCACAAUGGUGUCCUCCUCCAAUGCUCAUCUUAUGUGAAAGGAUGUCGUCCUUUUGUAUGUGACACUGAUCAUUUGCACUCUAACUGUCUGGACCGUUUUAAAAGUGCACAUGGCAUGUUAUCUGAGUCAUCUUCAUCUAGAACAUCUAGUGCGACAUCCCUUUCAAAUGAGAGCACUGACACAAAAGAUCCUGAAGCCACUGACAAGCCUGUGUGUCCCCUUUGUAGAGGAGAAGUUACGGGAUGGGCCAUUGUAGAAGUGGCCCGUGUACAUUUGAAUGAGAAAAGGCGUCGUUGUGAAGAGGAACAAUGUGCAUUUUCAGGUACCUACUAUGAACUUCGGCAACAUGCUCAGCUCGAGCAUCCUCAUGCCUGCCCCUCUAAAAUUGAUCCUGCACGACAACUAGAUUGGGAGAACUUCCAGCAGUCAUCAGAGAUAAUCGAUGUUUUAAGCACUAUACAUUCAGAAGUUCCACGGGGGGUGGUACUUGGGGACUAUGUUAUUGAGUAUGGUGAUGAUGAUUCUGGAGAUGAUUUUGAAGACUUGCCUGGAGCUCAAGGUAACUGGUGGACAUCUUGUAUCUUGUAUCAGGUCUUUGAUAACUUUAGAACUUCUAGGAGGAGGAGAAGAUCACGAGCAAAUGAGUCAAGAAGAGGAAACCGAAAUAUAAACUAUGAUACGUCAAAUUCCGAUGAAGGUUCUGUAACAUCGACUGAAGAUGAGUUUGUUAGUACCAUUGGUCUUUCAAGUACAACUGGCCAUCGCAGUUCUAGAAGACGUCGCUCUCGCUUCUUUGACAAUUAGUAGCAUAGGGGAUCAGCUCCAUAGAUCAAACAAAGAGUUUGAUUAUGUUGGUCAAUUCAAGUUGAAAGCAGUGAAGAAGCUCGCUCUACUUUUCUGAAGUUUGCAGAAGCUAAAUCAAGAUAAUGUUCUCAGCUGUGCCCACUAGUCAUGAUUUUGAAGUUCAUGUAAUUAUGUUGAGGCUGCUUAUUUGUAUUUGUAUUUCUUUUUAGUUGUCUGGUUUGUUUCUUUUCAGGAUAUAGUUCAAUAAAUUGUUUAUAAAUGUUGGAAGAGUUGAAAUCCUUGAAAUUUCAUAUAUUAACAAUUAACAAUUCUUUCAGUUGAA